CGUUCGUAUAGGAUCGCUUUUUUUCAGCCAUUUUCAAAUUCUUGUAUGUUGAUAGUUGAUACAAGGGAGAAGGGCAUUUCUUCUUCAUAUCGUGGAACUCGUCCGCAAGUCAGACUCAACAUUAAUAGUGAAAAACAGAGCCUUUAAGUACCUCUUAAGUAUAUCAAGUGUUAGAGGUUAUAAAAUAGUUGUGAACAUUUGCCUCAUGAGAUGAUCAAUGGAGAGGGCUCUAGUAAAGAUUCACGGGACAAGAUUGGUACCAAUUGUGACUGUAUAACCAAUUUUUAUUUGUCAUUUCGAAGGUGUUGGAAGUACUGAUAGCUAGAGGAGCUAAUAUAAAAACCAAAAUGAUUAGUGUACAAUGUGAGACAACGAAAGAGGAAACUGAGAAGAAAAAUAUAAUUCCAGGAUCAGCUCUGAAGUUCAUUGAAUUUAUAUAGCCAGAAGUUUAUCAAAUUUGUUGUUUAUUGCAAUAUAUAAUUUUAUUUUUUUCAUAUAUAGCAAAAUAUUAAUUCAUCACUUAUACAUAAAGCUGUGAAAAACUGCAACAUUGAAGAUCUUCAUUACCUUCUGAACAACAGAAAAGAGUACGUUGAUGUGGCCGAUAAAUAAAUGCUUACCCCUCUACACUGAGCUGUAAGGGAAAAGUACGAAUGAGGCAUGAAUCUCGUGUUGGAAAGAAGUGCUCAAGUUAUGUACUGAUAAAGGAGAACAGACACUAAUGCACCGAAGCUCCAAGAUGAUAAGCGCUCGUUUAGAAAAAGGAGCUAAGAUAAAUUGAACAAAUAACGACUGUAUAACAUUGGAAGGCCUAGCCAUGCUACUGAAGCAUGGUGAAAGGCAAGACUUGCUUCCACAUGCUUCCCGCAUUCUUAGAUGCGUUGUCGCUAAACAUUGCACAGACUCCACUCUCACAAGCAAAUUUGUUACAAAGAUCAUCACUCGGAUUGGUUUGAUAUUCCUUAGACAAAGUGGACAGCCAAGGUCAAAGAUGUCUGACCGUAAAUGUGAUAAGUUCUGCCUUCCAAACUCACCUCCAGAUAGACAAUGGUAACGAUGGUGACCUACAUCCACCAGAUACACACAUUGUGG
This is a messenger RNA of Homalodisca vitripennis (glassy-winged sharpshooter), 1092 nucleotides long. Its product is annotated as tubulin-specific chaperone D-like. Lineage: Eukaryota; Metazoa; Arthropoda; Insecta; Hemiptera; Cicadellidae. The transcript has 4 exons. Bases 818 to 1054 code for a protein of 78 amino acids. The record is from RefSeq and is a predicted model, not a curated record.